GCCUCUUUCCUGUCUGACCGGUACGGCUGGUAGCUGCUGCUGCUGCCUGUCAACAUCCCACACCUCCAGAAGACGUCUGUGUCCGGGACUUUAUUUUUAACUGUUUAUCUCUGACAGUGCUCAGACUGUCCUCCACCAUGUCCAUGUACCAGGUAAAGCCCAUCUGUGGGGGUGACAUAAAGAUUGAUUUGCCAACCUGCAUGUACAAGUUACCAAAUGUCCACGCGCAGCAAGGGAACAGCUGCACCUCCGAACACGCGCUUCAGAAUGGCGAGGUGGACCCAGCAGUCAAAGCUCUGGAGGCCCGGCAGGAUGAGAUCAUGCGGAAACUGUACGAGCUGAAAGCAGCCGUGGAGGGCCUGGCCAAGACGGUGACCACCCCAGACGCCGAUCUGGACCUGACAGUCAGCAGCAGCCUCUCCUCCCAAAGCUUCAGCUCCACAACCUUGAAAGGCACCACGGACCUGGACACACUAAUUGGCAAGGACCAAGGUGCCCUCCGUGACAUUGUCGUGAACGCCAACCCGGCACAACCACCUCUGACACUGCUGGUGCUCCACAGCCUGCUCUCUAAGCGCUAUCGGGUGCUCUCCACCGUCCACGUCCACUCCUCAGUUUCCAAUGUGCCGCCACAGCUCCUGUCCUGUCUCGGUCCACGUCACGCCGACAGCUACGCCCGCCACAUGUUCCAGCUGGGUUUCACCCUCAUAUGGAAAGAUGUCCCUAAACUGGAAAUGAAGUUCAGCAUCCAGAACAUGUGUCCGAUCAAGGGUGAGGCCAGCGUGGCACGCUUCCUCUUCAAGCUGCUGGCUCCCUACCCCAGCGACCCUGCUCUUGCCACUUUGGUGGACAGCUGGGUGGACACAGCUUUCUUCCAGCUGGCAGAGGGCAGUGCCAAGGAGCGAGCCACCGUCCUGCGGGCCCUGAACUCCGCCCUGGGCCGCAACCCUUGGCUGGCUGGGCCGGAGUUCUCCCUGGCUGACAUUGCCUGCUACUGCUGCGUGCUGAAAAGUGGCUCAGCGUCCUCUGCUCCCGCCAAUGUCCAGCGCUGGCUCAAGUCCUGCGAGAACCUGGGCCACUUUGGCCCUGCCAAGCUACUUCUGCAGUGACUGGGGCUGUCCCAGGACCAGACACCAGAAGGGUGUCUUAACCAAGCAAAGUGAGAGAAAGGCAUUAGAAUAUUAAAAUACCACAGCCAUGUCUGGAAGGCUUUCUAAUGCUUCCCUCCUUACUGUAUUAUAUCACUGAACUGACAAAGACUCAGUAGAAGCAAGAUGGUUGAUGGUUAAAAUAAGAGCAUUUGUCUCUGCCAUGCUGCUUUUGUAUAACAAGAGAAUCUAGAUUAUUUUGUCCAAGGGAGGAAGCAUGAGAGGACUGUAAAGACAAGGGCUUGGUGAUGGAUUAAAUCAAAGGUACUGACAGAAAUUGUUAGUGUAACACACUGUUCACCUUCCACCCACUUUGUGCCUAACAUGAUCCUCUUCUAAAUUAUGUGUGUUAAUAUGUGCUGGCGGGUAUUACUGGCUGUUUUCAAAGGUAAUACUUUGUACCAGUUGUUUUUCUGAAGCCAUUAAAACUUCCACUUUGGAUCAAACUUUGAA
Messenger RNA from Seriola aureovittata, 1601 nucleotides. RefSeq names its product aminoacyl tRNA synthetase complex interacting multifunctional protein 2 (gene aimp2). The record is from RefSeq and is a predicted model, not a curated record. NCBI's taxonomy places the organism in Eukaryota, Metazoa, Chordata, Actinopteri, Carangiformes, Carangidae. The transcript has 4 exons. Gene Ontology annotation, cellular component: aminoacyl-tRNA synthetase multienzyme complex. The coding region runs from base 138 to 1109 and encodes 323 amino acids.